Messenger RNA from Hemibagrus wyckioides, 10083 nucleotides. Its product is annotated as free fatty acid receptor 3-like. Gene Ontology annotation, molecular function: G protein-coupled receptor activity. Bases 1073 to 3874 code for a protein of 933 amino acids. Lineage: Eukaryota; Metazoa; Chordata; Actinopteri; Siluriformes; Bagridae. Gene Ontology annotation, biological process: G protein-coupled receptor signaling pathway; cellular response to fatty acid. Gene Ontology annotation, cellular component: plasma membrane. The transcript is spliced from 9 exons. The record is from RefSeq and is a predicted model, not a curated record.
CCAUAAUGCAUCCUGCCAUCUGUUCCCCUGCUAAGCGACUCGCACGCAACCGGCCAUCCAUGUGACUUAAAAUCAGACCAGGCCACAUUCUUUCAUUGCUCUUCUGUUCAGUUCUGAUGCUCAUGUGCCCAUUGUUGGCGCUUUCGAUGGUGCACACAGGGGUCAGCACGGGCACCCUGACUGAUCUGCAGCUAUGCAGCUCCAUACACAACAAACUGUCAUGCACUGUGUAUUCCGACACCUUUCUAUCAGAACCAAUAUUAAUUUCUUCAGCAGUUUGAGCAACAGUAGCUCGUCUGUUGGAUCGGAUCACACGGGCCAGCCUUCGCUCCCCAUGUCCAUCAGUGAGCCUUGGCCGCCCAUGACCCUGUCACCACUUCCUUCCUUGGAUCACUUUUGAUAGAUACUGACCACUGCAGACCGGGAACACCCCACAAGAGCUGCAGUUUUGGAGAUGCUCUGAUCCAGUCGUCCAGCCAUCACAAUUUCUAACACAUUAACUUUGAGGGGAAAAAUGCUCACUUGCUGCCUAAUAUAUCCCACCCACUAACAGGUGCCAUGAUGAGUAGAUCAUCAGUCUUAUUCACGGCACCUGUAAGUGGUCAUAAUGUUAUGCCUGCUCGGUGUGUGUAUAACUAUAUGCAUACACAUUCUAUGAAACCUUUCUGUUUUUAGCCACGAUGUACAGGCGCACACAUUUGGGCUAAAAGAAUGCUAAAAAAAAAAAAGUUAAUAGGCGUUCAUGUAAUACAGUUCAUAUGUUCAUACAGAUCAUGAACAGAACAGUUUCUCUGACGUAAACAUGUUAGCCUGAGCGCUAUGCUGUUUGUAACAGGUGUCAUUUCAUUCAGACCAAACUGGAAAAUCAGGAAGAGAGACGCCCAAACGCAGGGCUAACCCCUACACAAGCGCCCUACGUAGGGCGCGACGAAAUAGCCUUUCCAGACCCUAUGUAGUGCUCGGUACGUGCAAUUGUGAUUGAGCCCGGUGGAAACGGCGGUGGCUCUUUGGGCAAGGUGCGACCGAAACAUGACGGCUAAUAAAAGUCAGAGUCAAACUCGUCCAGACUGAGAUGAAUGCAUUGCCGUGUCCAUCUCUGGUCAUAAUUUUGGCAGUGCUUCCUCUGACGUCAUGUCAGGACCCAGUUCCCAUUCAGUUCCAGAGCUCCCCUGUGCUGGUGGCUACAGGAACCAAUGCUGUUUUUACAGUGCAGACCAUCUCCAAUAUCUUCUCCAUCACAUGGCUCGCUCCUGGAGGAGGCACUCUGGGCCAGUGGAUCAACAACCAGGCUGUUCUUAAUCCGAUUGCCCAGUACCAAGGCAGAGUGAGCAUUAGUGCCACCCAGCUCACAAUCAGCAGCAGCCAACUCAGCGACGCUGGAAACUACACGGCCGUCGUAACGCCGUCCGCUCCCACCGGACUGUCCACCAACUCGCGCUCUGUCACCUUGUCCGUUUUUGUUGCUGUGGGAGAAGUGAGCCUGGUCGUGCCGUCUGUGACCAUCGAGGGAGGCAACGCUUCCUUAACCUGCAGCUGGACUUCAGGCACCAACAUCAGCGUGACAUGGGGUAAAGGUAGCACCAAUCUUCCCUCAGACUCUCGCUUCAUCGUCAACGCUGGGUCUCUGAUUAUCAGGCCUGUGAAUAGGAACGAUGCCGGACAAUACACCUGCACCGUCAGCAACCCCGUCAGCAGCAAGACUGCCACGGCAAGCCUCACCGUUUACUAUGGCCCGGACACCCCUCAGGUGACCAGAACCUCCUCGGAGUGUGUCGGUGGAGGAGACACCAUCGUCGGACAGACGGUCCAGCUCACCUGCACAUCUGUCUCUCUGCCCCCUGCUCUCUUGUCGUGGCAAUUCAAUGGUCUCCCACUGACAACCAGCCAGGCAAACGGUGGCACGCUGAAUUUGCAGGUUUUCUCAACCAAUCAGAGUGGGCAAUACACAUGCAUAGCACGUAACAGCAUCACGACACUAACGACGCAGCAGCAGACGAGCCUUAACGUCGUAGCAACGUGUCUAAGUGUAGGCGCGGUUGCCGGGAUAGUCGUUGCCUGCUUCGUCGUGCUUGUGUUGAUUAUUGUCGCCAUCAUACUGCUACUACGUCAGCGGAAUGUUGAUCGGAGACUCAGUACAGUUAUCGCACAGAGGAAGGAAAACCCAAACAAUAGGCCAACAUUUCUUCCAGCUCCACAGAAUGGUCAUGAUAAUGCUGGGUUUCUUAGCCAGGGUGGCCAACCUGACCCACCGCUGCACAACUAUAACAGAAUAAAUCGGUCAAAGAAUCAACAAACCACUGACCAACACAACGAUAUACUGAUGCAAAACAGAACAACCAACACCGGUGCCAUUCAAAGCAGUGGCAAUCUUAAUACGGGCAUGUUCACAAAUAAUGCCAACGUCAACUCCAAUGCCCACUUACACCAUAGCCAGUGGAAUGGAAGUUCAAAUCCACACAACUCUUUCCAACAAGUGGGCCAACACAACCCAAAUAUUCUCAUACAGACUGGCAAUGCUGAGCCAGGACCUCACACGGUCCUUAUAAACCUUAAUACACUACCACAGCAUCAGAAUGCCACCACACAACCUCACACUGUGCAAGUAAGUCUCAAUGCACCUCAGCCUUCUUCAGGGCCCAACCAGAACACCAUGCAGUUUAGCGAUCAGCAAAGCAAUGCCAUCCAACAGGAGUCUGUGAUCACUAGUCGCUCAAAUCCCCGUCAUGUCAGCGGGUCACACUCAAAUCCUCAGACUUGGAUGGAUAACAUCCAUAAUACAGCACAGCCUGCCUACAAUAGCACUUUAAGAAAUGGACAACACAGUGACCACCAUGCCACCAACCAGACACGGUCAAGGCGGAAUACCGAAGACACACAUAAUUACUCGGCGCAGACUCGGACACAGUUAGGUCACGAGCUCUCCGUCGACUACUCAGAUGAUGAUACACACCCACGUCAGAUGCCGUGGGACCGUAUACACGGUACACCCGCAUACCCGAAUCCUCAAGUGGACAGCUACGAAUCCCAAAAUUCGACACAGCAAAACAGUUCAUUAGAUUCAGAGGGUUCACAUUCAGCUCCAGCUCUAAGACCCUGGAGGUCACCUGCGAAUGAACAGGUGCGGAACAUUUCCAGAGCUUCGAGAAGAAACUUUCUGAGACAGCUUGCUCACAGUGCCGCCCAGAGACGCUCUCGAGCUGAUCGGGAAGCGCCAAGACAGGUCACACAGCCUAACGUGAUUGCUCAGCCACGUGCUGACCAUCAAAGUCGGACAGCUCGACAAAACAUCACGUCUCAGAGAUAUGGCAUGGACAAUAUGAACAGAACAGUUCCUGUUCCUCAACAUCAAACAGUUCAAAUGCAGCCUGCUCAGCCAUCACAUUUGAUCAGACAGGCAGGUUCAGAUCAAAGGCAGUCAGGUCCUCUUAAUGCUGCCGUUCCCAACUCCCUUAUGCUAACUCGGGUUGCUUUGCAGCAGCACACCAGCCAGACUCCCAACCCCUUUGUUAACCGGAUUCAACAGACACAAGCUGCAUUGCAGCACCCUGGAACUCAGUCCGCACCUGCUCAAACUCUUCCUGCAAGGCAGAUCAACCGGGCUGGUCAAGUUGCUCCAGAUCCCCCUCCAGUUCUGCACCCAGCGGAGUUUAAAAGGCUACCUCGAAAGCAUUUGCACAAAUCACAUACUGUAAACCCAGUUCACGUCACGAGACGGCCUGUGGUCGUGCAUCAUGGACACAGACCUCCAAACACGACCAGACAUGCAAGACCCAUGCAAGCGAACCCUCACAAACAUGCCAAGGCACAUGGGCAUGGUACUACUCAUGGCCACACAGUACAUAUGAGUCAGGCCUCUAGAUGUGAAGGAGUUUAGGAACUCGGAACCGUGAAGUGGACAGGCAUCCGAUCCAGAGUGUGUUACUGCCUCACAAGUCGCAUGGACUUCAUCAAGCUUGGCCAUGAUUGUUAGAAUUGUUUAAACUGACGAGCAAUAGAAGAACAACAGGUGAGGUUUUCAUUAACCAUUGUGGGAAAGAAAAUUGGAUUUAGUUAUUUGUUUCAAUAAAGUAAUAGGAGGCUAAUUGUGACUGAAUAGGUUGAAUCUAAGGCUGAUGGUCAGAGGAAGAAGACUGGGAUUACUGUAAUCAGUAAGACUUUGCAGAUUUAGAUGACGAAUCUUAACUUGAAUUCUGAACAAUAGUAUCUGAUUAAAUAAGCCAGAAGGGAACAAUAGCAGGUAAUGAUUUAAGCCUUAGUAACACUUAACACCCAGACACAGAAUGAAUUAAAGUGAUUCUAUUAUGACUAAACGAGAAGGGAUGGAAAAAAAAGGAAGAAAACAUUUACACAUGAUAAAAGUCACACAAAACAGGCCCAAGGAAAGUGUCCUCAGUUCAGAAGGAUAGAGAGAGAAACAUGAGUAGUGCACUGGGUGAAGUGAGGACGAAAAUACGGGAAAUUCGACAACAAUUGGAUAAUAAUAAAGAAGGGAAACCCAAAUUUAGUUUUAAAGUUCUUAAAAAAUUUAUCUUAAACAUCUCAUAUAGUUUUAAUAACAAAAACUGACUCUCGCCAUGAAUAUAGCUAUAGAAGCUGGCAUGGCGUUAAAAAAGAAAAGGAAAGAAUAAUAAAGGAGGGGAAUUUUAAAAGAAGCUGAAAAUAGAAAAUAAUGGGAAUUAUUAUAAAAGGCGAAGCCUUAACAUAAUAAGAAAUUUUCCAGGCAUGAAACCUAGGAAAUAUGGGAGGUGUACCAGAAGCAGAUCUGCAGACAAGGUUGGUUGCUACUUUUUCCUUUUCUCACCUCCUGUGACUAUUAUUUAAGUGUUUAUUGUUUUGAGUAGUUUGACAGAAUAGACCGUACACCAUGAAAAUCAAGUCAGACUUCUGGUGACUGUGACCUCUGGUGGACAUGAAAGGUAUUGCUCCAUGUAACAGGCUGUUGAAACAGCAGGGAUGAUCAGGAAGUCUUGGCUGCAAAGCAAGCUAAGGGGGUGGAGGUUAUUAUCCCAGCCAAACAGGAGCUUUAUAUAAUAAAAGUCUUCUGAACAACAUGUUAAACAUGAAUGAAAACCUUUGUGGAUAAAUAAAGUGUGGUUAAACAUAUAAUUCAACAAUAACGUUUCUAUAAACAUGACAUUAAUAAUCAGUAUCUGACAUUUCAGACAAAUAUGGCCAAAUGUUUUGUUUAUUUUUGCUCCACUAGAGGAAAUAGAUCUCACUCACGUUAUUGCAUGUUUAUUAGCUGGCUAGUUAGCUCGCAUCGAUCUGUACAUUCCUGUUAAUCGUGCUUGUGGUGAAAUCGGUGCCCCAGGUAUUCCUUUUCACUUACAUCUACAACAAGCUCAAAAUUUAUUUUCCUGUAAAGUAUUGUUUGCCGUGUCUGGUGUUGAUGUCUAUGGUAGUAACUGUGAUAUUUUUCUACAAGGCAAACACUGAUGAGUGACGUGAUGGACACAGUGAAACAUCUGGAAAUAUAAACACUCUUACAGUGCUGGUCAAAAUAGUGGACUGGAACUAAUUGGUCCAAAACAAUUUUUUUGUUAGGGAAAAGUGGCUGAGAUGUUGGACUGCCAUUCAUGAAAGUUUAAAUUCCAACACCACCAUGCUCCCCCUGCUGGUCUCUUGGGCGAGAUCAUUAACAGCUCAGCUGUGACAAAAAAAAAAAAAAGAGAUAAAUGUAGGUCACUGUGGAUAUGGUUGUCUGCCAAAUGCUUUAAACGUAAAUGAGACUUCUAGUAAUUGUUUCCGGAAGUGUCACUAGUGUCAGCUCUUUGUGUGAAAGUUUCAAGUACUGUGAAAUACUUCAGGACAGAGGACUUUGCUUAGUGGUUUUUUUUGGUAACAUGACAAGCUGCAUUGUUUUUACAAGAAAGCAAAAAGAGAAGUUUAUCAGGGAAUAUAUGCUUACGGUUGUUAUAACUGGAACUAACUUGUUCCACAGAUGUUGAAAAUAUAUGGCGUUAUUCUUCAGUAAAUAAACAUUUUGGGCGGGGAUGUCCUGUUAUCGGAAAAUACAUAACAGGAUAUUGAAUCUACCCCGUCUUUGAUUGUGAAACGUUUUGUUUCUUACAUAUUUGCAGAGUUCUCUAAUGUUCAGAAUAGCACUUUCAUAGUGUUCUCAUUUUGGACGUUUUAUAGCAAUACAAUAGAGCAGCUUCCUGUUGGUCCAGCGGCAGGAUCCCGUGAUCUCAUUGCUGCGGCCCGGGUUCGAUUCCUGGGCAGGCAGUAAAGAGUUAACUCUCAAUGCCGGUCCCAAGCCCGGAUUAAAUGGGAGGGUUGAAAUGAUCCGCUGUGACGACGCUGAACAGGGAGCAGCUGAAAGAACAACAGAGCAAUACAAUAGAGCAACGCGUUAGGGCAGGGUUGUCCAGUCUUCUUGACAAAUGGACCGUGUGGGUAUUGGUUUUUAUACCAGUCAAGCAGGAGACACACCUGAUUCCAUCUGUUUAAUAAGUUGAUCUUGGUUUUCAGUAGACUGGCUGGAAUGAAACCUGCACACACACCUGCCCUUUCGGGUAAGAUUGGACACCUGCAAUAGAUAUACAUAAAUAUCUUUCUUUCUCUUUUUUAACAGGUCCACAGUAGUCGACCCAGACCCUGAGACAAGCCAAUCCAUGUUCUGACAAGGCCUCAUACAGAGGAAAAACUGGUUUAUUUUAAAGUGAUGACCCUCUAUGUGCCCAUCUAUGCUGCUUUGGACUACUUUCAUCCUUAUUUGUUGACAGAAUGAAGCGUGAGGUGUGCAGGGCUUGAGCUGUAUCCGACCGACAAGCCUCAAGAAACUGCCAAACUCUAAGCAAUGAUCUCCAGUUUAGUGCCUAUUUACAGAUGUGUAUUCAGCAUUUGGUACACAGACGCUUCCUCUGACGCUGCUCAAUUAGUGGCACCUCCACGGACGAAGCGCUCGACUAACUAUGAAGGAGAGCCAGCAAACGGACGUGCUCAUAUUCAUUAUGCACAUUUUUUUUUUGUUGCUAAUGACAUGGAAAAUGCUAAUGACUUGGAGUGGUGGAGGUUAUCUUGAAGGGCUCGGGCAGAUUGGAUUUUGAAAAUAAGCACAACAGAGUAAUCAUUUGUGGUGGUUGUGUCUGAUGAGGCUGAUUAAUUCUAAAUGUUAUUGUUUUACUUCUUUUUACAUAUAUUGUUUAUUCAUUUUAUCAUGUUACGUGACUGGGUAUUAAAUUAUUUUCAUAUUAUGGAGUCAUCCCUAGACUCAGUCCAUUUGCCUCAGUGCACUAUUUGCCUCAGUGCCCCCGGACCCUUCGACUGAAUCAAAGACCUUCUGAACGGGUUCCUGCUUCAGAACCAAAUAUCCUUUGAGAGCCUGAAAAGAAGCAGUAGCUGGGGUUCUUGUUGCGCUGGCUUAAUGGUGAAGCUCUGGUCACAAUGGCAAACAUGGGACUAGGAAGCGUGGCAGAAUUCAAAUGUCACCUGAGAGUGAUUUAUAGGAAGCCAGAUUUGUGGAAAGGCCCUGUCCAUGCCCUGACACCUAACCCCUGAACCUGGGGCUGGGGCUGGGGGUGCUGUCCUGGCCACGCCUACCUGACCCUGGCAAGUAAGUUCAUCCCAGCUCUGCUACUAGAUCCUGGUGUUGUUGAUUCAUUGCUUGCUUCUCGCUUGUAUGCUCCAUGUCUGCUCCUCAGCUCCUCUAGGAGGUGUCAACUUGAAGGACAAUUCCUUUUUUGGGACCCUGGAUUUUUCUUGGACGUUUUACCCAGGGUGGCUGGGCUGCUUCGGAAGUAGGAGUUAUUUUCUCUCACGUGCCAUGCAGAAUCACUCAGCUCGCAUAUCUGCCUGCAGAUCUACUGCUCUUCUGGGUUAUGUGGUUACGUUUUGUUUACUUUCCCAUGUCUGGUCUGUUUUUGGCUCCUGUCUCGUCUCUACCCACGUCCCCGUCAUUGUCCCGAUCACUCGCCCUUUGCUCUUAUUUAUUUGUAUAUUGAUUGAUAUUUUUGGUGCGAAGUAAUGUUCAGUGUUUCCAUGCCUGCCUUUAGGAUGUACUUGUUCUGUGGUUUUUGGUUUCCGGUUUUUGACCUUUUAUUCUAGCUCGCAUGUUUUGGAUUUCACUUUCCAUAGCUAUUUCUAGAUGACCUGACCUUUGUCUGUUUACUGUAUGCACUGCACUCGCACCUCGUGCCUCAUGACACAGCAAAACACUGAUAUUCUCUAAUAUGAUUAAAACUGCACUUUAUUUGGAAGACAAAGCAGAUGAUAAUCCUCAUGAUAUAUGAUAUGCUUACAUUCAGAAACAGGGAUCUUGUUUGUGAAAGCGUGUGCAGAGGUGACAUUGACAGUUUAGCUGAGUAGUUUACAUAACACCUGAAACCUACACUUUUCCAUUUUGUCAUCAAGCGUCCUAAAAAAAAAAAAAAAAAGACCGAAAAGGGACUUCACAAUGACGCAGCACUAUCUCUUUGCCCCGAUCCUUAUCUUGGUGUGUAUUUUGGUCUGUGAAUUUACAAGCCUUUUGUUUUGUGAGCUACUAGAGACUACUUCUGCAUUUCUGUGUCGAUUAACAGAGGGUUCUAUAAUAAAAGCUCAGGGUAAAAUGUGCUGUGUGUUUAUAGUGUCUUUCUGUGAAUAUUAUAAAUCUGAUCAUUUUUUAUGCAUCAAGUGUUCCAGACAAGUUGUUCGUUUCCGUCAGUAAAUUGUAAAAUAGACGAUUCUUUUGGUAGAAGUCUGUAUGCUUAUUAUACAACCAAUGGCCAGUUCAUUCAGGAACUCUGUACACUUGCACAUUCAUGCAAUUAUCCCUACACCCACCUGGUGAAACGACUGGAAUCCGAUGUUACUGUUGCAGUUUAUAUCAUCCACCUCAAGCUCCACUGAGUUCUGAGAAGCUUUUCUCCUCAGCCUGGUUAUAAAGUGUGGUCAUGUGUGUACCUGUCAGCCAUCUUGCUCAUUAACAAGGCCUUUCCACCAACAACAGGACUGCUGCUUACUGGACAUUUUUUGUUUUUCACUAUUCUGUGAAAACUCGACACACUCUAUGAAUUUAAUUCGUUCUGGAGGAGAGUUCUUAAGGGGAAAAUUUGUAUUGCGAUACGAAUUUUCCCACAAGCAAUAAUGUGAAUGCAGAUAAUCCGUUCCAAAAAUAUGACCGGUACGAAGCGUAUGUAAACUGUAUGGCUGCUUACAAAGAACUGACCCAAGCCAAGCAUACGAACAAACCGAACCGAACGCUAAGUUGCGCGUACGUCCGAGAGCUGUUCAAAACUCGUUUGCACCAGUGGAAAGCCAAGCGAAGCGAGUUUACAAAUUUUACUAGUUUUAUUUCAGUCAGUGAAAGCUGUGUGGAAAGUCAACCAACGUUGCCUUUGAUUUUGGGACGAUUUUGCGAUUUUAACAAUGGAUCUUGUCGCAAGGCAGCUUUUACAUGAAUGGAAAUUCAGAAUUAAAAAAAUCUAUAUUUAAGUUUAUAUUUAUGAGUAAGCCAGACGCAAUGGUGGUUAGGAGAAACUCCCUGAGAUGAUAUGAGGAAGAAACCUUGAGAGGAACCUGGUGCAAUACUUUCUCACUGCAUCACAUGAUAAAAUCCUGUUUUUGCUUUCUGAUAAUACUAUAUGUGUAGGUGUCUAAGAACUGAAGAAAAUGAACAUGUAUUGCACAAUUUAUCAAAUAAUAAUAAUGAUAAAUUCAACAUAUUCUCUAUCUCUCCGCUAAAGAUAUUUAUGGAGAAUAACCGGACUGACAAGGAAAUGGAAAUGUCGUUGCUUGAAAUAAAGCACAUAUGCAAAAUCUUUAGCACUUUUAUGAGCGGUUUAAUAAAAGAGACAUAUUAUACGGGAGUCGGUGAAGUAAAUCUGUUAAUGUGUCGCCUGAAGCUGUAUGACAGGUUAAAAAAAUGGUUUAAUUAGAAAGAAAGGGCCAUAAAAAAAAAAAAAGGGAAGAAAAGAUCUGUGGUACACAAACCCUGCUAGAAAAUCUACAGGAAGGGGUUGUCACACAUAUCUCGUUGCCAUCUAGAUGGAUGGAAAAUGUGAAGAUUGUUGUUGGUGAUGUUGCACUGCGUGGGCUCUAAUGUGGCAUGAAAGUGCCAUUCUGUCAAUUACAGCUGAGGAUGAAGGUUAGUUUAUGUUGGAA